GGAAAUUGGCCAAGUUUGAGCUCAUUCUCUCUCCUCUCCGCCUAAAACCUCUAACGCUCUCAUCCCCUCACUCCUCUCCACCUGAAACCCUCUCAUCCCUCGCUCAUCCGACUACCUCUCCGACGUGCCAUUCCGACUCCAUUCGACUACCUCAUCUGACUCCACACCGGAAAGUUCUCAUACUCUGCUCAUUCUCCUUUGACUUGGUGGUCAGCGAGAUACUCCUCUCAUGCUCCUCUCGUUCGACUACGCUCAUCUGACUCCUCUCAGUGCCGGAAACUUGUCAUACGCCGGAUUACCGACCAAUUGAAAACGAAUCUCAGCAUCACUGUCUGAUGUUUAUCCCUGCAUUCAACUUGAUAUUGUAAUGCUCCUCUCAUGGCUGCAAAUUCUGUUCACUAUGAUCUGGCUCGAAGAUUCAACAACAAAUGAACUGAAAAAUGAUACAAAGGAGGUUUUUAAAAGCCAUUUGUUUGCUAAGCUCAAAUUAUCAAACUUUAAGAGCACUGGAUUCUGAUAAUGUUCCCACGGUUUCUUCAAUGACUGAGGAAGAGAUAAAUGUUCUUCCUGUUCAUAAGUACAAAGUUGCUGGCUCCCAAAGGCAUGAACAUCUCGAUGACCCUAGAAGAACAGAAUGGCAAGGAUUUCCUUCAGGGACUAGAGCGGCUACUGCUGGUGGGUUAACAACAUUGGUUGACAUGCCUCUUAAUAGUUUUCCAUCUAUAGUUGCCGAAGAAGCUUUUGAACUCAAGUCCUUUAUGUGUCCUUUGGGGAUCAAUGACUUUCCCAUGACAAAUGCUGACCAUAUUAAGGAAGGAUUGUCCGUACUGGCAAAGUAUAUAAGACUUUUACUUGUACAUGCAGAGAUUCAACAAGAACUUAAAGACAUUGCAGAUGACCCUCGAUCCUAUUCAACAUAUCUCAAGACUAGCCUUGCUUCAUUUUAAAAUAUUGCUCAAGUUUCCUUUCCUGAAAAUAGCAAACGACGCAAGGGCUGGUGGCCCUGCCGAAGGAGCUCAUCUUCACAUUGUUCAUCUCUCUGAUGCGAGAUCUUCCUUAGAUCUAAUUAAGGAAGCAAAAAGUGGUGAUAGCAAUGGUGAUAGCACAACUAUUGGAUUUGGAGCAUUACCACAUCAAAAGUCAUUGCACAGGUCCUCAAGAUGGCGGUUACAGAUGCUGGCCACCAGGUCGUGGGCUCGUUUCUCUCGGAAAGUUUACAACAGCAAGAACUAUUUGAGGUUUUGGUCGACAAAGACAAAAGAAGAAGGCAGAUGCUGCUAGAGAAGCACUUUUAUCAGAGAUUGAACUGGAAGCCAAGAAGAAGAAAGAUUUUGAGUCCAAGAAAAAGAA
Messenger RNA from Camellia sinensis, 1350 nucleotides. The record is from RefSeq and is a predicted model, not a curated record. NCBI's taxonomy places the organism in Eukaryota, Viridiplantae, Streptophyta, Magnoliopsida, Ericales, Theaceae.